CCGUCUCUGCAGAUAGACCACAGGAUCCACACGGCGUCACAGGUGGCUCCUCCGGGCUCCAAGCAGAACAAGCCCCGCGUGGCCAACUCACGGGAUGAGCGCUUCAGAUCAGACCUUCAUACAGAAGCAGUACAAGCAGCCUUGUCAAAGUAUAAAGAGAGAAAGAUGCCGAUGCCCUCGAAGAGACGCUCUGUUCUAGUGCAGUCCUCAGUUGAAGCAUGCACUCCUCCAGACACGUCGUCGGCGUCAGAAGACGAGGGGUCGCUGCGCCGGCAGGGGCGGAUCUGCUCCUCGUCCCCGUACCAGGCGCACCCGAGCGUGGAGCACUGGUUCAACCGGGUCAUCCAGGGCUCGUCCACCUCCUCGUCCGCCUCCUCCACCUCAUCACACCCCGGAGGAAGAGCCCACCACUCCAACGCCACCUCUGCUUCAGCGGCCACCGUGCUGGCCGACCUCAUGGCUCACACACAGCUGGGCGUUCCAGUCAACAGUCGAGUGUCCUCCAAGAUCCAGCAGCUCCUAAACACGCUGAAAAGGCCAAAGAGACCCCCUUUACGAGAGUUCUUUGUUGAUGAUUUUGAGGAGCUUUUGGACGUCCAGCAUCCGGACCCGAACCAGCCGAAGCCUGAGGGGGGUGAGAUGCGAGCGCUGAACGGGGAUCCGCUCGGUGUGAUCACGAACUGGCCUCCGUCACUCCUGGCCUCUCUACAGCGCUGGGGAAGCACACAUCCCAAGAGCCCCUGCCUCACAGCACUGGACAACACCGGCAAACCCGUCUACACACUCACAUACGGGAAGUUGUGGACGCGGAGUCAGAAGCUUGCGUUUACGCUGCUGAAUAAACUGAGCAGCAGGAAUGAGCCACUGCUGCGGCCCGGAGACCGAGUUGCACUUGUGUUCCCGAACAACGAUCCGGUGAUGUUUAUGGUGGCGUUUUACGGAUGUCUGCUGGCAGAGCUGGUGCCGGUGCCCAUAGAGGUGCCACUCACUCGAAAGGACGCCGGCGGGCAGCAGGUGGGCUUUCUGCUGGGCAGCUGCGGGGUCACGCUGGCUCUGACCACUGAUGCCUGUCAGAAGGGCCUUCCUAAAGCUCAGACCGGGGAAGUGGUCACUUUUAAAGGCUGGCCUCGACUGCUGUGGUUUGUCACGGAUGGAAAGCAUGUUGUGAAGCCUCCUAAAGACUGGCAUCCUCCGAUACGAGAAGCCGGUGAUGAGAUCGCGUAUAUCGAGUAUAAGAGCAGUAAGGAGGGCAGCACUAUGGGCAUCACCGUGUCUCACGCUGCGAUGUUGGCUCACUGCCAUGCGCUCACACAGGCCUGUGGAUACACAGAGGGCGAGAUUAUAACAAACGUGCUGGACUUCAAACGAGACGCUGGUCUGUGGCACGGGGUGCUCACGAGUGUGAUGAACCGACUGCACGUGAUCAGCAUCCCAUACUCUCUGAUGAAGGUCAACCCUCUCUCCUGGAUACAGAAAGUCCACACCUAUAAAGCGCGUGUAGCAGUGGUGAAGUCCCGGGACAUGCACUGGUCACUGUUAGCCCAGCGGGAUCAGAGAGACAUCAGUCUCAGUUCCCUCCGGAUGCUCAUCGUGGCUGACGGAGCCAAUCCCUGGUCUAUUUCGUCUUGCGACGCCUUCCUGAACGUCUUCCAGGCCCGUGGACUGCGUCCCGAGGCGAUCUGCCCGUGUGCGAGCUCCUCCGAGGCCAUGACCGUCGCCCUCCGCAGGCCUCCGGAGAUGGGCGUUCCUCCCCCGGGUAAAGCGGUGUUGUCCAUGAGCGGUCUGAGUUACGGCGUGAUCCGGGUCGACACCGAGGAGAAGCUCUCCGUUCUCACUGUGCAAGAUGUAGGACAGGUCAUGCCUGGAGCGCUGGUGUGUGUGAUCCGGCUGGAGGGAACGCCGUACCUGUGUCGAAUGGACGAGGUGGGAGAGAUCUGUGUGAGCUCCAGCAGUACGGGGAUCUCUUACUAUGGUCUGCCAGGAAUGACCAAGAAUGUCUUUGAGACCAUUCCCGUGACAUCAUCAGGAUCUCCCAUCAGCGACCGGCCCUUCACACGCACGUCUCUCCUGGGCUUCAUCGGCCCGGAUAAUCUGGUGUUUGUGGUGGGAAAGCUGGAUGGGCUGAUGGGGGUGAGCGGGCGCAGGCAUAACGCAGAUGAUGUGGUGGCCACCGCGCUGGCCGUCGAGCCCAUGAAGUUUGUGUACAGAGGACGGAUCGCAGUUUUCUCUGUUUCGGUUCUGCACGAUGAGCGCAUUGUUGUGGUGGCAGAACAGAGACCAGACGCUUCAGAGGAGGACAGCUUCCAGUGGAUGAGCCGAGUGCUACAGGCCAUCGACAGCAUCCAUCAGGUGGGUGUGUACUGUCUGGCUCUGGUCCCGGCGAACACACUCCCCAAAGCUCCCCUGGGCGGCAUCCACAUCUCCGAGAGCAAGCAGCGCUUCCUGGAGGGAGCCCUGCACCCCUGCAACGUGCUCAUGUGCCCUCACACCUGCGUCACCAACCUGCCCAAGCCCCGCCAGAAGCAGCCCGGCACCGAGGUGGGUCCUGCUUCCAUGAUAGUGGGAAACCUGGUGGCAGGAAAGAGAAUUGCUCAGGCCUGUGGGAGAGACGUGUCUCAGCUGGAAGACCAUGAUCAGUUCCUGUAUCUGCAGGACGUCCUGCAGUGGAGAGCUCAGGCCACUCCAGACCAUCCUCUGUUUCUGCUGCUCAACGCCAAGGGCACGGUGGCCAACACAGCGUCAUGUGUGCAGCUGCACAAGCGUGCGGAGCGAGUGGCGGUGGCGCUGAUGGAACGAGGCCGACUGAACACCGGAGAUCAUGUGGCACUGGUGUAUCCUCCCGGUAUUGAUCUGAUCGCCACUUUCUACGGCUGCCUGUACGCCGGCUGCGUCCCCGUCACCGUCAGGCCUCCACACCCGCAGAACCUAACCACGACCCUGCCCACCGUCAAGAUGAUCGUGGAGGUCAGUAAGUCUGUAUGUAUUCUGACAACACAAGCAAUAAUGAAACUACUGAAAUCCAAAGAGGCCGCGGCUGCUGUGGACGUGAAAGCGUGGCCGUUGAUACUGGACACAGAUGAUCUCCCGAGAAAGAGGAUUCCCCAGAUCUACAAACCCCCCACCCCAGAGAUGCUCGCCUACCUGGACUUCAGUGUGUCGACCACAGGAAUCCUGGCUGGGGUCAAGAUGUCCCAUGCUGCCACCAGUGCCUUGUGUCGCUCUAUCAAGCUGCAGUGUGAGCUGUACCCGUCCCGCCAGAUCGCCAUCUGCCUGGACCCCUACUGCGGCCUGGGCUUCGCCCUCUGGUGUCUCUGCAGUGUGUACUCAGGCCAUCAGUCUAUUCUGGUCCCUCCUCUGGAGCUGGAGACCAAUGCGUCUCUGUGGCUCUCUGCGGUCAGCCAGUAUAAAGCUCGAGUGACCUUCUGUUCGUAUUCGGUGAUGGAGAUGUGUACCAAAGGCCUGGGCUCCCAGACUGAAGCUCUGCGGUUGCGGAGCGUGAAUCUGUCGUGUGUGCGCACCUGUAUGGUGGUGGCGGAGGAGCGUCCUCGCAUCGCACUCACUCAGUCCUUCUCCAAGAUCUUCAAGGACCUGGGGCUCUCGAGCCGGGCCGUCAGCACCACCUUCGGCUGCCGGGUGAACGUGGCCGUGUGUCUUCAGCCCAACAGGCUGGGCAAGCUGGCAGAGCAGGGCACGUCUGGGCCGGACCCCACCACCGUAUAUCUAGACAUGAGGGCCCUGCGGCAUGACAGAGUUCGAUUAGUCGAGAGAGGCUCACCACACAGUCUGCCACUGAUGGAAUCUGGGAAGAUUCUGCCUGGGGUGAAGGUUAUAAUCGCCAACACAGAGACCAAAGGACCUCUAGGAGAUUCUCAUCUGGGUGAAAUUUGGGUGAGCAGCCCCCAUAAUGCCACAGGAUACUAUACGGUUUAUGGCGAAGAGGCGUUGCACGCGGACCACUUCAGCACCAGACUGAGCUUCGGUGACACGCAGACGGUCUGGGCUCGCACCGGUUACCUCGGCUUCCUGCGGCGUACAGAACUCACAGAUGCCAGUGGAGAGAGACAUGAUGCCUUGUAUGUGGUUGGAUCUCUGGAUGAGACUCUAGAGCUGCGGGGAAUGCGUUACCAUCCCAUUGAUAUUGAAACGUCUGUAAUAAGAUCACACAAGAGCAUUGCAGAGUGCGCUGUGUUCACAUGGACUAAUCUACUGGUGGUGGUAGUGGAGCUUGAGGGGUCAGAACAGGAAGCCCUGGACCUUGUUGCCCUGGUGACCAAUGUGGUUCUGGAAGAGCACUAUCUCAUAGUAGGGGUUGUUGUGGUAGUGGACCCUGGAGUCAUUCCUAUCAACUCCAGAGGGGAGAAGCAGCGAAUGCACUUGCGGGACGGCUUUCUCGCCGACCAGCUGGAUCCCAUAUACGUGGCCUACAACAUGUGAGAAUGUGUAAUGUGGAGGAGGAACCAGAUGCCAGAAAACUCUGUAUAUGCAAAUUUACAAAGGAAGCAUUAGCGGAAAGUUUGGACAGUCUUGCCUCUUCCUCCACACACAUGAAGAGUCCUUGAUGGAGCUAUGCAGUUUAUUUUUUAUAUCAAACUGUCAGAAUGCCUUGAAAAUAAAACUCUGAUUCAGUGGUCAGGGCAAAUGACUUGAUUUCAUCUCCUGUUGUCUUGUGCGACACAAUUGAGUUCAGUUCUUAUUCAAGCACACUCGUUCUGCACAUAACACACAUGAGUGUUGAAUGUUCCCUGUGUGUGAGGAGGACCGGCCCAAAUGGGCAGAGGAGUGCCUGAUGUCAACAGCAGGAUCCAGAUUCUAGGACCAUUGAACUUUCAAGGCCAUGUGAAAAUGUGUAAUGCACUUCAUUUCACAGCAUUACUGUUGUAGCUGUAAAAAAUGCACAAACCCAAGUUUUGUUUGGUUUGUUCAUUUUACAUCAACACGCAAAUCUUUGAUAAAUGUUUUAUCCGGAGACCGAAUGGCAAUAAGGAAAUGGAU
Molecule: messenger RNA, 4992 nt
Organism: Rhinichthys klamathensis goyatoka
Lineage: Eukaryota; Metazoa; Chordata; Actinopteri; Cypriniformes; Leuciscidae
Gene: dip2a
Product: disco-interacting protein 2 homolog A
Exons: 36
Coding region: 166-4434 (1422 amino acids)
Cellular component (GO): cell surface
Source: RefSeq, a predicted model, not a curated record